AUGCCUUGCUCGGUGCCAUCAGCACCUCGUGAUAUCGAGGUAGUACAGGUGAAUGCAUCUGCGGUGAAAGUCAGUUGGGAGCGACCGGCGCAUGCGAACGGUGAUAUCAUUGGCUAUUAUGUGUAUAAGGAUAAAUUGUUGAACGGUGAACCUGUCAAUGACAAGCUGCAACGGGGCAUUAUCUACGACCAACACAAGACACAUACUCUAAUAACUGAUCUAGAACCAAAUACCGAAUAUUCGUUUCGUGUGAAUGCGUUCAAUCGUCACGGUGAUGGUGAAUUCAGCGCAAGCAAGAAAAUUCUCACCGGUGGAUUACCUCCUUCUGAACCUGUAACACAAUCAGUAACUCUACUCAACUAUGAAACACCUUUACGUGCAAGAGUUAAUUGGAAACCUCCCAGGGUCACUUACAAUCUACCAAUCAACAAGUACGUGGUAUGGUACAAACCCCAAGAACAUAUCGCAUACAGAAGAGUCGAAGUGCCAGGGACACAGAACUAUGUAGAAUUGGAUGAUCUGAUGAUGGGUCGGUUGUACGAAAUCAGCGUUGCAGCCGAAAAUGACGACGGUUUGAGUGCGAAUGCAACCGAAUCAUUGACAACACCGGUCGGUAUUCCCGAAGCAGAGCCGUUGAACGUCCGAUACGAAGUCAACGAUGGACAAGUUUAUGUUGACAAAUAG
Anisakis simplex (herring worm) is the source of this 684-nucleotide messenger RNA. NCBI's taxonomy places the organism in Eukaryota, Metazoa, Nematoda, Chromadorea, Rhabditida, Anisakidae. The record is from the annotation of a GenBank genome assembly.